AUGGUGCUUGACUACAGCAAGUGGGAUGCACUGGAGCUAUCCGACGACUCGGAUAUCGAGGUGCACCCUAAUGUCGAUAAGCGGUCUUUCAUCCGGGCCAAGCAGGCUCAGAUUCAUCAGCAACGUGAACAGCGCCGUCACGAUAUCAAGACCCUAAAGUAUGAGCGCAUUAUCAAUGAUGGCCUACUCUCGCGUAUCGAUAAGCUCCUCAAUUCUCUCAAGCAACAUGAAGACUCUUCGGCCCUCCCUGAACAGUUCAUCUUCCAGACCAUCAUGGAGUUCGCCAGCGACCCUACCGAAGACCAAGCCCCGCCACCUCCAGAGGGUGUUCACACUCACGAGAAGGAACAACCCAAGUACUCGGCGAUGAUGAGUGCAUUGGUAGACCAGGUCAAGAAGGAGUUUGGUGAUUCCAAGCCGGACAACAUGUUCAAGGCUUAUAUCACGGGCGUGCAAGGACACAAGGACAAGGUGCAGGGCUUGCAAAAGGAGCUGUUGACGAGAUUGGCUCAGUUGGAGAAGGAGGAGAGCAGCAAGAUCACUAGCGAAGGUCUUCACGAUGGAUUCAAUACUUCACAUGUGUCCAAGGCUGAUCCAAAGCCUAAACCUGCUACACCAGCCAAGAAAGCUGAGGUGGAGCUCCUGAACCCCGGUGCUGGAAGCUCCUCGGCCGCACAGGCUGAGGAUGAGGACGAUGACGAUGACCCGGCGAACAUCGAGAUCAGCCCAUUGGCCAAGCGAUUUGCAAAGCUCAAGUCCAAUGACUACCUGGCAUACCAGCGGUUCAUCACCGAGCACCCCGAAAUCGUCGCUGAGAAGGAGACGGACGGCCUGCUGGUCGAGGCCUUCAACAGCCAACUGAAGGGUGAGGAUGCGUACGCUCGCCAGUGUGUGCACCAGGGUCUGCUCUUGCAGUACUGCCGUUCUCUCGGCCCCGACGGCAUCAAGCUGUUCUUCGGCCGCAUCACGACCAAGGAGCAUCGCGCCGCGACCCUGUUCACCAAUGAUGUGAACGACACCUACAACCGCAUCAAGACCCGUGCGGCUGAGCUUAGCAAGGAGAACUCUGCAUCCAAUGACCCAGCUGGCGUUGAGCAGAUCCAAUUGCAUGCCGUUGACCCCAACACCAAGAUUACCAUCAAUAUUCCCGCCGCCAACAGCGAGGAUCCUACGGAAGUCGAGGCCCGCAAGAUUUUCGAGUCUUUCUCGGCCGACCUCCAGAAGGCACUGGCAUCCGAAUCUCUUGAUGAGGUCAACAAGGUCCUCGGCAAGAUGUCCGUUGAGGAGGCUGAAGUUGUCGUCGAGCAGCUGGGCAAUGGCGGCAUGCUCAGCCUAGAGGAGGGCAUCAUUGAUGGAACCACGGAGGAAGGUCAAAAGAAGCUCGCCGAGAUUGAGGCAGAGGCUAAGCAGGAUGUUGGCGAGCCGGGCGGUGAUGUAACCGAGUUGGACUAA
Molecule: messenger RNA, 1452 nt
Organism: Penicillium cataractarum
Lineage: Eukaryota; Fungi; Ascomycota; Eurotiomycetes; Eurotiales; Aspergillaceae
Product: Hsp90 co-chaperone CDC37
Exons: 2
Coding region: 1-1452 (483 amino acids)
Biological process (GO): protein stabilization; protein folding
Cellular component (GO): cytoplasm
Molecular function (GO): heat shock protein binding; protein kinase binding; protein-folding chaperone binding
Source: RefSeq, a predicted model, not a curated record